This is a messenger RNA of Entamoeba nuttalli P19, 1548 nucleotides long. RefSeq lists its product as hypothetical. The record is from RefSeq and is a predicted model, not a curated record. The coding region runs from base 1 to 1548 and encodes 515 amino acids. NCBI's taxonomy places the organism in Eukaryota, Evosea, Mastigamoebida, Endamoebidae. The transcript has a single exon.
AUGCUAAUUUCUCGUCGUGCACAAGUUGCUGUUUUAACGAUGACUAACUGUCCAUACAAUAUUAUGUCAUACAACACACCAAUUGAAGUUAGUAGAUUUUUUACAAGACUAAAAGUUUUAAACUUUCCAACAAAUUAUAGUACAUUGCAAGCCAAAACCCUUCCAACAACUCUACCACUUAUUUUCAGAAAUAUUGACUCACGAUUUUUUCAACAAUUUUUAUUCAGUCGAUUUGGUCAACAUAUUUUAAGAGUUAGUUUACAGAAAACCUUUAUUACUAAAUUACCAAAAUAUAUUCAUGUAUUAGUCAACAUUAAAACACUUGUACUAUUGGAAUCUUAUCAUCCUGAAGUGAUUUUAAUUAUGGAAAAAACAACAGCCCAAAAAUGUAUUUUAUAUUGUGGAAUAGCUGAACUUAAAUCUAUUGUUUCUCGAUUUAAUUUUAAAAAGAAUUCUAUUUCAAAAUUCAUAUUUAUUGUAGAGAAAUGUGUUUAUACAGAAGAACUUACUAAUAUAUGUAAAGAUAUACCUCCUAAACAUCAAGUAUAUGUUAAUUUUUUAUCUUAUUCAACAAAGCAAUUUUCAUUUAUUCCAAGAUUAAGACAACCAUUUAUAACUUCUAUUCUUACUGAUUUUAUUGAUAAAGAUGAAAUGCUUAUUAAAAAAACAAUUAAUAAAGCACAAAUUCAAUCAAUAAAAAUUAUUGAUACAAUUAAAGAAAUAGAUUAUUGUAGUCAAAAACCAUUUAAUAUUAAUUUUGAUUCAAUUAUAUCUGUUUAUAUCGCUUGUAAACAAUCAUCACCAUUUAUUAUUGGAAAGAGUGUAAAAGACUUAAUGGUUGAAGAAUUUCAUGGACCUUUAUUAUGUGAUGAAGCACAAUUACAAGAUAUCAACAUAAAAAAAUAUUUUAAUGGUUUACUAUUUAUUGAUGACACUAAAUUAAAACAUAUUUCAAUUUCCGAAUUACUUUUUGUAACUUGGAAACAUUGUAAUGAAUUGAUGAAAAAUAUAAUAUUUAUCUCAAAUUUAUUACUUAAUUCAAAUCAAAUGAAUGACAUUGGUACACCAUCAAAGAAUAUUAAAGUAAUAUUUGAAUGUGAUAAUUCUCUUAUUCUUCCAUGUUUUGAUCAUAUUUUCUUUGGAAAUAAAACAUUAUCCAUUUCAUUUACUCAUUUUAAUGCUUUGUAUUUUAAUACAUUUCCAAUUGAUUCAUUAACUGCAUCAUAUUGGAUUGGAGAAUAUGUUGAUUUUUCUUGUAUGAAAAGAGUAUCAUUAAAAAGUUGUACAAUAAAACAAUUACUCUUUCAAAAGAAUAUUUUUGAAUCAAUUGAAUUAACACAAUGUAGUAUUGAAACUAUUAUUAUAAACUCUGCUAAUUUAAUUAAUUUAGAAAAAUCAAUAUUUCAAAAUAUUAUUAUUGAAUUUGUAUCACAUUGUACAAUGACAGAAGUUAAAAGUGUAUUAUGUCAAUUAAAAGAAUGUUCAUCCUUUAUUAAGAAAGAUUGUUUAUUUAAAAAAAUAGAAUGUAAUUUGAAUUAUUCUAAUUAA